Molecule: messenger RNA, 5663 nt
Organism: Motacilla alba alba
Lineage: Eukaryota; Metazoa; Chordata; Aves; Passeriformes; Motacillidae
Gene: DHX9
Product: DExH-box helicase 9
Exons: 22
Coding region: 145-2964 (939 amino acids)
Biological process (GO): positive regulation of transcription by RNA polymerase II; regulation of mRNA processing
Cellular component (GO): nucleolus; intracellular anatomical structure; ribonucleoprotein complex
Molecular function (GO): 3'-5' DNA helicase activity; double-stranded RNA binding; 3'-5' DNA/RNA helicase activity
Source: RefSeq, a predicted model, not a curated record
UGGAGGAGAAUGAGAUUGAAUGCUGACUGUAGGCCUGGCUGAGAAACAUACUGUCAUCGGUGUCUUAGGUGGCUGUUGUGUCCCUGAGAGCCAGUGGCCUUCCACCCCUGAAGCCACUGUGCCUGAAGGAGCUUUAAUGCAGAAAUGAACAUUUAUGUGAGGCAGCUGGGCAGAAGGAUUUUCAGUCGUGAGCACGGAUCAAACAAAAAGCUGGCAGCACAGUCCUGUGCCCUUUCCCUGGUCAGACAGCUCUACCAUCUUGGUGUCAUUGAGCCUUACUCUGGGCAGACAAAGAAGAAAGGAGAAUCGCUGGAGCCCUAUGAGGUGUCGCUGUCUCCUGACUUAGAAAAUCAUCUGCAAAAGACCGUACGGGAACUGUCCCUGGAGAUCGUGCCUUUGCCUGAAGAUCCCAGUAAUCCAGUUCUGAUCAACGUUGGAAAGUUGGCCCAUUUCGAACCGUCGCAGAGACAAAGUCAGAUGGGAGUUGUUCCCUGGUCACCACCUCAUUCCAACUGGAACCCUUGGACUGGCUGCAAUAUUGAUGAGGGUCCGCUGGCAAAUCUGACUCCGGAGCAAAUCAGCGCGGAUCUGAGAAGUGAUUUCAUGUACCGUCUGGAGCAGGAUCAGGAAUUACAGAGGAUCCAAGAAGAGAGGGAGGCUUUACCUGUGAAGAAUUUUGAAAGUGAAAUUCUGGACGCAAUCCAUCACAAUUCUGUUGUUGUCAUCCGUGGUGCCACUGGUUGUGGCAAAACCACUCAAGUGCCCCAGUACAUCCUGGAUGAGUACAUCAGAACCAAUCAAGCUGCUGAGUGCAACAUAGUGGUGACACAGCCCCGGCGGAUCAGCGCAGUUUCCGUAGCGGAGCGUGUGUCCUACGAGCGGGGGGAAGAGCCUGGCCAGAGCUGUGGGUACAGCGUGAGGUUCGAGUCUGUGCUCCCUCGGCCGCACGCCAGCAUCAUGUUCUGCACUGUAGGUGUUCUUCUGAGAAAGGUUGAGACUGGGAUCCGCGGCAUUAGUCAUGUGAUUGUUGAUGAGAUCCAUGAGAGAGACAUUAAUACUGACUUCCUUUUGGUGGUGCUGAGGGAUGUCGUUCAGGUGUAUCCUGAGAUCAGGGUUGUCCUCAUGUCUGCCACCAUUGAUACCAGUAUGUUUUGUGAAUACUUCUUCAACUGUCCCAUCAUCGAGGUCUAUGGCAGAACCUUUCCUGUCCAAGAUUAUUUUCUGGAAGAUUGUAUUCAAAUGACUCAGUUUGUCCCUCCACCCAAGGAAAAGAAGAAGAAAGAGAAGGAUGAAGAAGGUGGUGAAGAUGAUGAUGCCAACUGCAACCUUAUUUGCAGCGAUGAAUAUGGCCCAGAAACAAAGCACUCCAUGGCUCAGCUGAACGAGAGAGAAACCUCUUUUGAACUCAUUGAGGCUCUGCUGAUUUAUAUCAGGACUCUGAAUGUCCCAGGAGCUGUCCUUGUUUUCUUGCCUGGCUGGAACUUAAUCUAUACAAUGCAGAAGCAUCUAGAAAUGAACCCACGCUUUGGAGGCCACCAGUACAGGAUUUUACCUCUGCAUUCCCAGGUUCCUCUGGACGAGCAGCGUCGAGUGUUUGAUCCUGUGCCUCCUGGGGUGACCAAAGUUAUUUUAUCUACCAGUAUUGCCGAGACCAGCAUUACCAUCAAUGACGUGGUCUUUGUUAUCGACUCUUGCAAGCAAAAAGUGAAGCUGUUCACUGCUCACAACAACAUGACAAACUAUGCCACGGUCUGGGCAUCAAAAACCAAUCUGGAGCAGCGGAAAGGCAGAGCUGGGCGCGUGCGAGCUGGGUUCUGUUUCCAUUUGUGCAGCAGAGCUCGCUUUGAGAGACUUCAGACUCACAUGACGCCCGAAAUGUUUCGAACGCCCCUCCACGAAAUCGCUUUGAGCAUCAAGCUGCUGCGCCUGGGAGGCAUCGGGCAGUUUCUGGCCAAAGCCAUCGAGCCGCCCCCUCUGGACGCGGUGAUUGAGGCAGAGCGCACGCUGAGAGAGCUUGAUGCCCUGGAUUCCAAUGAUGAGUUGACACCUCUUGGAAGAAUCCUGGCCAAACUUCCCAUUGAACCUCGUCUGGGCAAGAUGAUGAUCAUGGGCUGUAUUUUUUAUGUGGGAGAUGCUGUAUGUACCAUCUCUGCAGCUACCUGUUUCCCUGAACCUUUCAUCAAUGAAGGCAAACGCCUGGGUUAUGUCCAUAGGAAUUUUGCUGGGACCAGGUAUUCAGAUCAUGUUGCUUUGCUCUCUGUCUUCCAAGCCUGGGAUGAUGCAAGAAUGGGUGGUGAAGAAGCAGAGAAAAGAUUUUGUGAACACAAAAGACUCAGCAUGGCCACUCUUAGAAUGACUUGGGAAGCAAAGGUCCAGCUAAAAGACAUACUUAUUAGUUCUGGCUUUCCUGAAGAAUGUUUGAUGACUCAACCAUUUAACAACACUGGCCCUGAUAACAACCUGGAUGUUGUAAUCUCCCUGCUGGCUUUUGGGGUCUACCCCAAUGUCUGCUACCACAAGGAGAAGAGGAAGAUUCUUACCACUGAGGGGCACAAUGCUCUCAUCCACAAAUCAUCUGUCAACUGCCCUUUCAGCAGCCAGGACAUCAAGUAUCCAUCACCCUUCUUCGUUUUUGGAGAGAAGAUUCGAACACGAGCCAUCUCGGCCAAAACCAUGACCUUGGUGAGCCCACUGCAGCUCCUUCUCUUUGCUUCCAAGAAAGUCCUGUCAGAUGGGGAGCUCAUUCUGGUGGAUGACUGGAUCAAGCUGAAGAUGCCGCACGCGGCGGCCGCCUGCAUCACCGCUCUGCGCGCCGCCAUGGAGGCCCUGGUGGUGGAAGUGACCAAAGAGCCUGGCAUCAUCCGGCAGCUGGACCCCGCCCAAGAGCGCAUGCUGAACGUCAUCCGCCAGCUGUCCCGGCCAGCGGCGGCGGGGAUGGCACUCAUGGCCACCAGCACCAGGUGAGAGCCCCAGCUCGGAGCUGAGGAUGGGGACUUCAGGCUCUGGUCUCAGUGCCAGUGAGGAUGGGGACUUCAGGCUUUGGUCUCAGUGCCAGUGAGGAUGGGGACUUCAGGCUCUGGUCUCAGUGCCAGUGAGGAUGGGGACUUCAGGCUCUGGUCUCAGUGCCAGUGAGGAUGGGGACUUCAGGCUCUGGUCUCAGUGCCAGUGAGGAUGGGGACUUCAGGCUUUGGUCUCAGUGCCAGUGAGGAUGGGGACUUCAGGCUCUGGUUUCAGUGCCCGUGCUCUGAGCAUGUGUGAAAUGCUUGCACUCAAAGCUUAUGCAGAGACAUCACUGCCUGUUUGCACAAGGACUCACAACUCUCAGGAAUAAAAACUGUCAUCCUCUCUUCCAAAACACAAACCACAAAUUAUCUUUUAAAGAAAAGAUAAUCCAUAUUUAUUUUGGGCCAGCCUUUUCCUGGAAAGAAAACACAUAUUUGGCCAGGCUUGCACCCCUCUAUUGCCCCUUAUUUCCAUCCCUUGCUUCUGAAGCAAAGGAAACUUUUCUGAAGUGGAAAAGGUGUAAAAGCGCAACUGUAGUUCAACCAUCGUAUUGCGUUCACAGAAAAUCGAGGUGGCUUAGCUGAGGAUCGUGCUGUUUCCCAUCUUUUAGAGAUGCAGUUUGUAGGAUUGCCUCAAGUGUACGGUGUUGUCCUUGGCCAGGUUUGGGGACGGUCCCCGCCCGCCCAAGAUGGCGCGCUACGACAACGGCGGUGGCCUUCGAGGCUGGGGAGGUUACGCGCACGGCUCCGGCCACAGGGGCAGAGGCUACGGUGGCUACUCCAGCUGGCACUCGGCAGGAAGAGGAUACCCAGGUAGUCCUGGGGGAGGCUAUGGAGCUGGGGGUGGCUGCCGAGGAGGAGGCGGAUACCGAGGAGCAGGCAGGGGCUACCGAGGAGGCUAUCGGGACAUGGGCAGGGGAGGGUGGUAGUGAUAGUUCAGUGGAGUCUUUCCACUUCAACAAGUGUGUUUCCUUCCCAAAUUCCUUUCUUCCUCUUCCCAGUUUGUAUGCCUUUUUUGGUUCCUUAGUACAAGUACAGCUCUGUAAUAUAUCAUGCCCUUAGGGAAUUUCCUGCAAGUUGUAUUAUUUUUAAUAAAGAGUUUGUUUCUGAAGACUUGCAUGCCAUACCUUUGAUUUUGUGUUUGGAUUUGAAUUUUGAAGGCUUCUGUUGCUAAUUGUCAUUAUUGGAGACUCAGGGCGUUCUGAGGAAACCUUUUCAGUGUCAAAGACUAUUUCCUGCCAAACAGAUUCCAAACAUCAUCUUAGGCUCAGUGGGGAUUCACUUCAUUGUCUAACAAGCUGUGCAGACAGUCUUUGCUGCAGUGGUUUUCUAACCAUGCCAGGCAGCACUAGGUUCCUUUGCAGCCAGCCUCCUGCAUGCUGUGUGACCCUCCAUGGUGAGUUGUUUGGGUGAUCCAGAUCAUGCAGGAACAUGGAAUACUUUUUCCAAGACUGAUGUGAUGCUGCUGGUCUCUGCAGAACCUGGAGUAAUCUCUGAAGCAUGAAUUGCUCCUUUCAUCCAAGACAGUGUUCACUCUUCCCAAACUGCCAGGCUUCACUCCUCCACAUCUGUGUGGAAGAGGACAGUUCUUUAAUGGGAACACACUGGAUUCCAGACACUGGAAGCUCAGCUGGCUGCCUGGUGCUCACAGAAGUGUAUUGACACAGAGGGGGUAAAAAGCCUUCCAGCCCUGUUCUGGUGCCAAGUCUGACAAAAUUAACCUCCCCUCUAAUGCCACUGCAGAAACAGUAAUUAUUUGUGCCUGCUGGGGUGUGGAAGAUAGUGGUGGUUGCAUAGCAAGUUCCAACAUUUUUUGUGUUCUCAUGAAGAGUUCUUAAAAACUAAGUAAGGGCAAAGCAGUCCUUCUUUAAUCCAGCUCUGAAUUAUAGAGGAUAGCUAUUCAUGUCCAAAUUUAAUUUACUGUGGAGCCUGUAUUAUCUCCUGCAUGCUCUGCUGCAGUAAACCCGACACUUCCUUCUGCUGAUGCAGACUUUUCUCUAGGUUCAAGAAUGAAUGAAUGAAGAAUUGUCACUCCAUGCCACUGUUACAAAAAACAUAGUUAUUUUUCUUUUCCAGUGUGAGCCAGGAACAACCGAUGGGGGAGUCAGCAGGGAUGGACAUUGGAAGAUGUGCUAUAGCAUUAGCCACCUUCCCUUUGCACAUUGGUAGUCACUGCAUCCAGAAAAAACUGCUUUCCUUGGCUUGCCCUUCACACAUGGUGUUCUCAGUCGUGUUACUAGCACCAAACUGGAAGCAUGAAGCAGAAGUCCAGUGGUUUUAAAGAUAGCUCUACUUAAUUUUAGUAGCACACUCACAAAUCUGGACUGUGAUCUAGUAUCUUUAAAGCUUUCUCAUUUCUUCUGGCUGUUACUGGUCAGCAUUUAAACAGGAGGCAAGAGAUGGGUGCAAGGUGAGGAAGUAGAAUAGGAUACCAAGGAUUAUUAAGUAUAUGUACAAUAUUCUACAAUACUAGCAGAAAUGCUUUUACUAGGGUAUUAGAUGUUAAGUCCUAGCUAAAGAAAUUCCCUUUUUAGAGUGAAGUUGAUCUUUCUCUGGUGAAUUUAUGAAAUUGUUUCUAAUUUGUAACUGUAAAGCUAUUAUUUACUAUUACUGGGAAGAAAAGAUUAAAAAAUGUUACCAUUAAUAUCCUACUGGUUGUCC